Chenopodium quinoa (quinoa) is the source of this 1482-nucleotide messenger RNA. RefSeq names its product zinc finger MYM-type protein 1-like. NCBI's taxonomy places the organism in Eukaryota, Viridiplantae, Streptophyta, Magnoliopsida, Caryophyllales, Amaranthaceae. Gene Ontology annotation, molecular function: protein dimerization activity. The coding region runs from base 1 to 1482 and encodes 493 amino acids. The record is from RefSeq and is a predicted model, not a curated record. The transcript has a single exon.
AUGGCCCUUUGCUUGCGUUAUGUCAAUAAUAAAGGGAAGAUAAAUGAGAGGUUUCUUGGAAUUGUACAUGUUAAGGAUACUACUGCUUUGUCACUAAAGAGUGCAAUUGAGUCUUUGCUUAUGGAAUAUUCAUUGAGUUUGUCUAGAGUUCGUGGACAAGGUUAUGACGGUGCUAGUAAUAUGAGGGGGGAGAUAAAUGGUCUCAAGACUUUGAUCAUGAAUGAAACAAAACAAGCCUAUUAUAUUCAUUGUUUUGCUCACCAACUUCAAUUAACCCUUGUUGCUGUUGCUAAGGAUAAUGAUGAUUGUAUUUGGUUGUUUGAUCAACUUGCUAUUUUGUUGAAUAUUAUUGGUGUUUCUUGUAAGCGAAGGGAAAUGAUAAGAGAAAUACAAUCUCAACAUAUUCUACAAGCAUUAGAACUAGGAGAAAUUGAAAGUGGGCAAGGUUUAAACCAAGAACAUGGCUUAGGUAGGCCUGGUGAUACUAGGUGGGGAUCACAUUACAAAACUGUUUCAAAUGUUACCGCAUUGUAUGCUACUAUUGUUAAAGUUCUUGAGAAGAUUGGAUCAAAUAAGAUUAAUAAGGAUGAUCGCGUGAAGGCUAUCACUGUCAUGUCUACAUUUGAAUCAUUUGAAUUUGUAUUUAUGAUACACUUGAUGUCCGAAAUAUUUGGGAUUACUGAUAAAUUGUGUCGAGCUCUGCAAAAGGGGGACCAAGAUAUUGUUAAUGCCAUGACAUAUGUUAAAUUGACUAAGGAGGGAUUACAACAAAUGAGGGACCAUGGGUUGGAAGACUUUUUACAUCUUGUGGUUUGUUUUUGUGUUAAACAUGAUGUAGAAGUUCCUACUAUGGAUGAUAUGUAUGUUCCUCGUGGAAGGUCAAGACGCUUCUUUGCCAAAGUUUCAAAUCUUCAUCGAUUUCGGGUAGAAAUAUUUAUAAGUGUCAUUGAUUUACAACUCCAAGAGCUCAAUAGUAGAUUUGAUGAAGAAAAUAUGGAGUUACUUAUUUGUGUGUCAUGCUUAAACCCGAUCAAUUCAUUUGCGGCAUUUGAUAUGCAAAAGUUGUUGAGACUUGCUGAGUUAUAUCCCAAAGAGUUUCCAACUAAUGAUAUGACGAUGACUGCACUUCGUCAUGAGCUUCAAUUUUAUAUUAAUGAUGUGCGCCAAGAUGCAAGGUUUGGAGACUUGAAGGGUAUUCAUGAGCUUUCUAUGAUGCUUGUUGAAACAAAUAAGCAUACUACUUACAACUUAGUUUACUUGCUUAUAAGACUAGCAUUGAUCCUUCCGGUUGCAACUGCAAGCGUGGAACGAGUGUUUUCCUCAAUGACAUACGUAAAAAAUAAGUUGCGAAAUAGUAUGGGUGAUCAACUAUUGAAUGAUAAUUUAGUCACUUUUCUUGAAAGAGAUUUAUUUUCAAGAGUUAGUGAUGAUGAUGUAUUGGAACGCUUCCAAAGUAUGAAGACUCGAAGAAUGCUUCUGUAG